Ailuropoda melanoleuca (giant panda) is the source of this 1716-nucleotide messenger RNA. RefSeq names its product speedy/RINGO cell cycle regulator family member A (gene SPDYA). The record is from RefSeq and is a predicted model, not a curated record. NCBI's taxonomy places the organism in Eukaryota, Metazoa, Chordata, Mammalia, Carnivora, Ursidae. The coding region runs from base 607 to 1677 and encodes 356 amino acids. Gene Ontology annotation, cellular component: nucleoplasm. Gene Ontology annotation, molecular function: protein kinase binding. Gene Ontology annotation, biological process: positive regulation of cell population proliferation; positive regulation of cyclin-dependent protein serine/threonine kinase activity; G1/S transition of mitotic cell cycle. The transcript has 8 exons.
CUGAGCCAAAGGCAAACACUUAACUGACUGAGCCACCCAGGUGCCCCCUGAAAUGGCUCAUAUUUUUAUUUGCCUUGUAUUCUUUUCCUCUUGCUUGCCGUGAGAACUCUAUUUUCUCAGUAUAGCUAAGUAAAGAGCAAAAUUUAAAACUAUCUCAAGGUGGAAUUUGACCAAGAAUGUCCAUUGAUAGCUUCUCCCUUUAAGCUCCUUCAUAACUUUCCUGCCAGUGUUUGCUGACUAACUUCAAUGAAUCUCUAUUUGGGGAAUUUCACACAGUUCUUUCUCUUUCCUCAGAUUUUAUAUGCAGUAUCCCAACACAUACGUAAGAGCUUAGUGGAAUAGUGUAAAGCUAUACUGUGAACAUAUUUAUUUGAUUGGCAGUAUUUGCAUUCUAUUUCACAAUAUAUCCAUGGUUGUCCUAAUACAGCAACACUAUUUUAAGUUAUUUACUUAACAUUGAGUAAAACUUACCUCUUGGGAGAUAUGCCAUAGUUAUUCUGUAUUCUGGUACAUCCCAUCCCCAAGCCUAGCCCCUUCACCCCAGUUUGAGAAGCCUGACUUUAAUUUUUUCCAUCUAUUUGUAAGGCUGCUCUUACUUCAAAAAAGAUGCAGAUGAGACCUCCACCUGUCUCCCAGAUGAGCAGGGAAGUUUCUGAGGGUCAGAAAGGAGAAUCUGUACCUAACUCCUUGAACACCAAGGGAGGCAUGGCUGCCUGGGUCACUGAAUUUUUGGAAACCAAAAUGAGACAUAAUCAGCUGUGUUGUGAGACACCACCUACUGUCACUGUUCAUGUAAAAUCGGGGUCAAAUAGAUCACAUCAGCCUAAAAAAAACAUUAAUCUGAAGCGUCCUAUUUUUAAAGAUAGUUGUUCAGCAUCUGAAAAAAAUGCGCAUAAUAGCAACAAGUCUAAACGCCCCAAAGGACCCUGUCUAGUUAUACAGCGUCAGGAAAUGACUGCUUUCUUUAAAUUAUUUGAUGACGAUUUAAUUCAAGAUUUCUUGUGGAUGGACUGCUGCUGUAAAAUUGCAGACAAGUAUCUUUUGGCUAUGACCUUUGUUUAUUUCAAGAGAGCUAAAUUUACUAUAAAUGAGCAUACCAGGAUAAAUUUCUUUAUUGCUCUGUAUCUGGCUAAUACAGUUGAAGAAGAUGAAGAAGAAUCCAAAUAUGAAAUUUUUCCAUGGGCAUUAGGGAAAAACUGGAGAAAGCUGUUCCCUAAUUUCUUAAAAUUAAGGGACCAACUCUGGGAUAGAAUUGACUAUAGGGCUAUUGUAAGCAGGCGAUGCUGUGAGGAGGUUAUGGCUAUUGCUCCAACCCAUUAUAUAUGGCAACGGGAACGCUCUGUGCAUCACAGUGGAGCUGUUAGAAACUACAACAGAGAUGAAGUUCAACUGCCCAGGGGACCUAGUGCCACACCGGUAGAUUGUUCACUCUGUGGUAAAAAAGGAAGAUAUGUUAGACUGGGAUUGUCUUCAUCAUCUUCAUCCAGUGAUACAGUAGAGGUGAUGGAGAAACAUUCUCAGGAAUCACACAACUCCUUCUCAAUGGACAUAGUAGUCGAUCCUUCUCAAGCUUAUAGCUAUUCUCAAGCCAAUGACCAUCAAUCAAAGAAAGAAAAGAAAACUAAUUUUAUGAAGAAAGACAAAUCUAUGGAGUGGUUUACAGGAAGUGAAGAAUGAGAUGGCUCAACUAAACCAACUUGGAAGCAUUAACUACAA